UACUAGUCCCUCCGAGAGCGUGUGACAAAGUUUUACAUUGCGUGUUACGUCUAUCUUAUACCUCGCCUGUGGUACAAUCAAACGUUUUAUUAUAUUUUCUUUAGAUGGUAAAUAAAGGAAUGAUUUUACGUCAACAUGUUUUUUAUAUAAUGGCUCUUUCAACGAAAACGAUUGAGUUCCGACCUAUGAUUCCUUUGAGACCUUUUUUUCUCGCAAUGAGUAAAAUUCAUUGCAUUAAAAAAAAUGUUGACCUUGAAAUGUAAAGUCAAGAUAACUUUCCACGGAUUUUUUUUAUCAAAUCUUCAAUCCAGUGGUGUACAGUGUAGAGUCACACUACCGUGAUUUUUAUACUUAAUUUGUAUACACCCUGUACAUAAAUAUUUCUAUUAUUACAUAAAUGACAUGACAUGAUAACAUUUAUUUCAUUUAAUGUACUUAUGUAAUUAGUUGACGUCUAUGAACGUUAUUCAAGUGAUAAGGUUAUCAAGAGAAACUAACAAGAUGGCUACACGGUGGGGUAUUGCAAGCGCUGGAAAAAUUUCCCACGAUUUCGUAUCGGCUUUACGGACAUUACCAGCAUCCGAACAUGAAGUUGUCGCGGUUGCAGCAAAGGACCUUUCACGAGCACAGGCUUUUGCUGACUUGCAUAAGAUUAAGAAAGCAUAUGACAGUUAUUUAAAAUUGGCACAAGACAAAAACGUCGAAGUCGUAUAUAUUGGGGCACUAAACCCCCAGCAUUCGGAAAUCACAAAAUUAAUGUUGAAUAACGGCAAACAUGUUUUGUGUGAAAAGCCUUUAACUUUGAACUUGAAACAAACAACUGAAUUAGUUAAUUUGGCGAAAAGCAAAAAUCUCUUUUUAAUGGAAGCUAUUUGGAGUAGAUGUUUCCCCGCAUAUGAAAUGGUGAAAAAGGAGAUUGAGAGUGGAAGCAUUGGAGAAGUUUACCAGGUUCUUGCAUCUUUCGGAUUCAAUUUGAGCGAAGUUGAAAGGAUUAAGUCAAAACAGAUGGGAGGUGGAACAAUAUUAGAUUUGGGCGUGUAUGGAAUACAAUUUGCUUGUUUAAUAUUUGAUCACGAAGUACCACAUACUAUACGAGCUUCUGGUUGUUUAAAUGAAGAAGGUGUUGAUUUAUCUGCGUCUGCGAAUCUCCACUAUAAAGGAAAUCGUACUGCAACCUUGCUCUUCCACGCACUGGUUGACUUGCCAAAUGAAGCCCACAUUAUUGGGACGAAAGGAAUAAUAAAAAUACCGCAGUUUUGGUGCCCUAUAAAAGUGGAAUUCCCAGACAGAACGGUGGAAUUUUCACUUCCGGAAAAUAAUCAAAAAUUUAACUUCAUUAAUAGUGUUGGAUUAAGAUAUGAAGCUGAUGAAGUUCGCAAAUGUAUUCUAAAGGGUGUGAUCGAAAGUCCUAAGGUACCGCACAGUGCUUCUUUGUUAAUUGCACAAUUGGAAGAUGAAAUUCGAAAGCAAGUUGGUGUUGUAUUUCCUGAAGACUAAAACACAAAAUCUACAAAAAGAUAUGUAAUUUUAUUGCAAUAAUAAAGACUAUACUU
Nomia melanderi (Alkali bee) is the source of this 1553-nucleotide messenger RNA. The record is from RefSeq and is a predicted model, not a curated record. NCBI's taxonomy places the organism in Eukaryota, Metazoa, Arthropoda, Insecta, Hymenoptera, Halictidae.